AUGGUGUUGGCGUUGGUGGUCGGAGUGUUGUGCGUGUGGGGCCGCCUGAGCGACGCAAACCCUGAAGCGAAGCGGCUGUAUGACGACCUGCUGUCCAACUACAACCGACUGAUCCGCCCCGUCGGCAACAAUUCCGAUCGACUCACGGUCAAGAUGGGACUUAGGCUCAGUCAGCUCAUCGACGUUAAUCUUAAGAAUCAAAUCAUGACAACGAACGUGUGGGUAGAACAGGAAUGGAACGACUACAAAUUGAAGUGGAACCCUGACGACUACGGUGGUGUCGAGACUCUUCAUGUACCUUCUGAACACAUAUGGCUGCCUGAUAUCGUAUUGUACAAUAACGCUGACGGUAACUACGAGGUGACGAUAAUGACGAAAGCGAUCCUGCAUCACGACGGGAAGGUUGUGUGGAAGCCGCCAGCGAUCUACAAGUCCUUCUGUGAAAUAGACGUCGAGUACUUCCCGUUUGACGAGCAGACCUGCUUCAUGAAGUUCGGCUCUUGGAGUUAUGAUGGUUACAUGGUGGACUUGAGGCACUUGAAACAGACGCCAGACUCAGACCGCAUAGGGAUGGGCAUCGAUCUGUCGGAGUACUACAUCUCUGUAGAAUGGGAUAUCAUGCGAGUACCCGCAACGAGGAACGAGAAAUUCUACUCCUGCUGCGAAGAACCGUACCCUGACAUCAUCUUUAACAUCACGCUCAGAAGAAAAACCCUCUUCUACACGGUCAACCUCAUCAUCCCUUGCGUCGGAAUCUCAUUCCUCUCAGUCCUCGUCUUCUACUUACCCUCAGAUUCUGGAGAGAAGAUCUCACUCUGUAUUUCGAUCCUCCUGUCGUUGACCGUGUUCUUCUUGCUGUUAGCCGAAAUUAUUCCUCCAACAUCACUGACAGUCCCCUUGUUAGGAAAAUAUUUGUUAUUCACUAUGAUGCUAGUUACAUUAUCAGUAGUUGUCACUAUCGUGGUGCUAAACAUAAAUUUUAGGUCGCCAGUCACCCACCACAUGGCCCCGUGGGUGCGGAAAGUCUUUAUAGAUUUUUUACCCAAAAUAUUGUGUAUACAGAGGCCAGAGAAACCGCCCGAUGACGACGAUGAUAACGAUAAACCAAGCGAGAUACUCACGGAUGUCUUCGGCCCGGAUGACAUGGACGGGAAGUUCAAAGAGUGGGGAUGCGAAGAGUAUGAACUUCCAGGCAUGCCUCCAUCCCCACCACCUCCGCCUGGAGGUGAUGAUGAACUAUUUUCUCCACCUCCAGGUUCUCCGUGUCGAUUAGACUUAGAUGAUGGUAGCCCAUCUCUAGAAAAACCUUACGUGAGAGAGAUGGAAAAGACAAUAGAAGGUUCUAGGUUUAUUGCGCAGCAUGUCAAAAAUAAGGAUAAGUUUGAAAGUGUGGAGGAUGACUGGAAGUAUGUAGCGAUGGUGUUGGAUAGAAUCUUCCUGUUCCUGUUCACGAUAGCUUGCGUGCUGGGUACGGCGCUCAUCAUAUUCAGAGCUCCGACCUUCUACGACAACACGAAGCCUAUAGACAUUCUGUACUCAAAGAUUGCCAAGAAGAAGUUGGAGCUGCUGAAGAUGGGCUCGGAAGGGGACCCGGGUCUCUGAAAUUCGUCUUACGUCUUCGGCCACUCGCCGCCGAAGACGUUC
Helicoverpa zea (corn earworm) is the source of this 1644-nucleotide messenger RNA. RefSeq names its product acetylcholine receptor subunit alpha-like 1 (gene nAChRalpha1). The coding region runs from base 1 to 1602 and encodes 533 amino acids. The transcript is spliced from 7 exons. Gene Ontology annotation, cellular component: synapse; neuron projection; postsynaptic membrane. Lineage: Eukaryota; Metazoa; Arthropoda; Insecta; Lepidoptera; Noctuidae. Gene Ontology annotation, biological process: monoatomic ion transmembrane transport; signal transduction; chemical synaptic transmission. The record is from RefSeq and is a predicted model, not a curated record. Gene Ontology annotation, molecular function: acetylcholine-gated monoatomic cation-selective channel activity; transmembrane signaling receptor activity.